Botrytis cinerea B05.10 is the source of this 2388-nucleotide messenger RNA. RefSeq lists its product as hypothetical. The transcript is spliced from 3 exons. NCBI's taxonomy places the organism in Eukaryota, Fungi, Ascomycota, Leotiomycetes, Helotiales, Sclerotiniaceae. Bases 460 to 1557 code for a protein of 365 amino acids. The record is from RefSeq and is a predicted model, not a curated record.
GAAUGAACCUAGUUGAUCACUAAUCAUUACGAACGUUACGGACGUACACUUAAAACUCUCCGCGGAGGGUUUAAAGAGGCGUGGCCCAGGGGUUUUGUGUAGCUGUUGGUAGCAUUUACCAAUUACUCUGUUGAUUCGGUUCAUCCAUCACAAAGACGGUCCUCUUGUGAGGGCUGUAGAAAAAUCAAGGCGAGAUGUCAACGCUUGUAUGCAAACGACUCCAAAUGUGUGCGGUGCACGCUUCUCGACCUAGAUUGCAUUGUUGGACAACAGAAGAGAGUUGGAAGACCACGACGAGCCACUGCUGCAAAUGCUGAGGUACAAAAACACCGGAAGAAACCAGGCUUAGCUUCCAGUAAUCAGCAAGCUACACCAGCCAAAGUACACAACAAUGUCGCAAAUCCCAUCACAUCUCAUGAAACUCCUCCGAGUAAGGAAGGAAACCACCAGAAUUGGGGCAUGGACUUUCCAGUGAACACUUCAAUAACUGCAUUCGUUCCAACAGAUAGUGAAACAUAUUCCGGGACACAAGUAUGGCCAGCUGUUGAUAUAAACUCUUUCGAUCAAAACUUCCUUACAUGGGAUACUUCCAACGACCUUGAUCGUAAUUUCUUCUUAUCCAACAACGAUUCGGCCUUCAGCAGCGCAUCAUCAUCUGCUUCCUCGCUCAAUACGCCCUCCUCGACAGCCUCAUCACCUGCUGCUAGCAUUCAUAGCGCCGAAGGAAAUAUCUCGGAGACGCCAAGGGUAAAUCUAACAAAACCUAUCACAACUUCAGAUGCCAUGCUUGAGCUUUCCAAAAUCAAUCUCGGCUUGCACAUACGCAUGGUGGCUGUGGAAGCGAAUAGAGCAACAUUAGAUUUUGACGGCAUCAUUUAUGAAAGAGGCCCAUUGUUUAUUGAAAAUCUUUCGCUGGCUCAGUUCCUGUUAAAGGCAUCCCAAGACGUAAGACUUAUCUUGAAACGGAUUAUAAGCAGCCGAGCGGAUCAUGGCAUGUCAUAUUCUGCGCAAACAGAGACAAAUUCACUGGGAUCAUUAACAUUAUCAUCGCAAGCACUCUUAGGGAAACUCCGUAAUCCAAUAUCGAUCUCUUCAUCAAGUUCCUCCCCUGCUUCAGAACUAUUGUUUGCACCUCUUGCUCUGAACAUCACAAGUAUUUUUACCCAACUCAUUACACUCUGCGAGCUCAACGUUGAGCUCAUGACUAUCCGCAUUGAGCAAGUCGCCACAAACCCCGUUGUAGAACUACCAAACCUCAGUUUCGGCAGCUUACCUGUGGCAGAACCAUGCAUGCAGGGAAUGAUCUUCUGCGAACUUAUGACACAUAUAAUGGAGGGUAUCGAACGAGCUCUCGGCCUAAAUUCGGUCCUUGGGGUGAGCACAGCUGGAUUGCUAUCCGCGAGACAAAAAGAUGUGCUUUGGAGCGAGUUGGACGGAAGUUCUGGCAUUAUUCCAGGCCACGGUAUCAUGAGGCCCAUCAAUUUACGGAAGGGGUUUGGAAGACUUGCGGUGGUUCUCAGACAAUAUUAUGUGGAUCAAAUGGCUAUUUACAAUUGAGAAUUAUGUUCACAGGACUACACGUCGGCACUUUUAUAAUGCGGGUUUUACGUUUGCCUUUUGAACUACUCCGGGGCAUCAAGAGAAUAUCAACUGAAUUAUGGAGAAAAUGGCGUAUGAACUGCAAUUAAAGUCCUCGAUUUUGCUUUGCUGCAUCAUAGGAAACGGGGCGUUCCACAAUAGACGACUAACUUCAUAAAUCUACUCAUAAUCGAAAAAAAAAGAAAAGAAAAAAAAAAAGAAAGACAUGCCGGGUCUGGUAACAGGCGCUUAAUACUGGUGCAUGAUAGGUCACUGCUAUGCCACAAAGUGUAUUUCGAUCGCCAGAGCAAUGGCGACCCAACUCAGGAAGCUUGGAAAUGCUUUCUUUCAUUUCCUAUCUAGAUUCGACAUUGCGAUUUACGCAAUAAAUACAUCAAUCAAGUAUUUCUCGUGGGUGCAAAAAAAGACACCAGGAAAAGACAUUCUAUCUCUCGCUUCUCUUCUCCAGUCCAUCACCCGAAGGAUGUGUUGUUAUUACUUAUUAUUGUUAUCCUACCAACCAUAAACACAUCAUCCAUCCAUCCAUCACAUCAAGAAUAUUCGUUUCUUCUGUAUUAUUAUUGACAUUACUUGAUGGAAUUAGUUGGGUCCGCCCGCCUGGACUCGGUUCUAGUCGCAUUGUUUUUAUUGUUCUGUUCUGUCAUUAAUAAACUACUCGUAGUCUAGUCUAGACUACUAGAAAUACCUACCCAUCUAUGUAGUAAUAUAUAUAUAUAUAUAUAGAAAAUAGAAUAGAGUGUACGAGGGCGCGUCUUUGAAGAGUACUAGGCAAUACAAUCGAACUUAUCA